This is a messenger RNA of Zea mays, 2698 nucleotides long. Its product is annotated as zealexin A1 synthase-like. The record is from RefSeq and is a predicted model, not a curated record. Gene Ontology annotation, molecular function: oxidoreductase activity, acting on paired donors, with incorporation or reduction of molecular oxygen; iron ion binding; monooxygenase activity. Lineage: Eukaryota; Viridiplantae; Streptophyta; Magnoliopsida; Poales; Poaceae. Bases 563 to 2188 code for a protein of 541 amino acids. The transcript has a single exon.
CAACAUGCAGAAACUAGGAUUUCUAAACUACAAAAGAGCAGAUUGAUGUUUUAGUUAUGGGUACAUCAACACACAGCUUCUUCAAUAACUCAAUGGCCAUGCUAGAAAACUUGAUUGACAUUUGUAAGGUAUUGUUACCAUUAGAUGCGGCUCUAAAUACCAUCAACUCCAAGGAAAAAGACCAUUUCCCCUGUUUCAGGUGUAGCAUUACCAUCUUAAUAGUGAUAUUUUAUUGCAUAGACAUCAUCAUUUUCUUACAUUGAACAUUUGUUGACAUUACAGUUUUCUUAGAGACCAAAUGGGACGCACAACACUCACCCAACAUUUUUGCCACCAUUUUAAUUAAUAAUUAAUAGUGACAUUGAGCCAAGUUUUGAUUGUUCCAAAUGGCAGACUUCAACAUUUGUUAUGAUUGUUAAAUUAAUUCUUGAUAGCAUUACUAAACAAAACAAUGAUAUAUACAUGUACAAAGUGUUCCCGUUGCAACGCACGGGUAUAUACCUAGUAGAAGAUAAGAAGAGAACCUAUAUAUAAUGAACCGUAUGAGCGUUUUAUAGGAGGGAUGCUAGUUGCUGGUCGCUGGAGUCGGUCUAAAGAAAGAAUGGAGGGGACGUUGCUGCUGCUGCUGCUUGGCCUGCUCCUCGUGCUACCCCUGCUCCUCGUCAAACUCGUUGUCGUCAACAAGUACUUCCCGGCCGCCCCAUGGCAGCCCGGGAAGCCGCCUCUGCGUCUGCCUCCGGGGCCACGGCAGCUGCCGGUGAUCGGCAGCCUCCACCACCUCCUCGCGUCGCGCCACGGCGGCCUCCUUCACCGCGCCAUGCGCGAGCUGUCCAUCCAGCACGGCCCGGUGAUGCUGCUCCGGCUGGGCGCCGUGCCCACGCUGGUGGUGUCCUCGGCCGAGGCGGCCAGGGAGGUGCUGAAGACCCACGACGCGGCGUUCGCCAGCCGGCACCAGACGCCGACGCUGGACGUGUUCAGCCUCGGCGGCCGCGACAUCCUCUUCUCCCCCUACGGCGAGCUGUGGCGCCAGCUCCGGCGGAUCUGCGUGCUGGAGCUCUUCUCGGCGCGCCGCGUGCAGUCGUUCCGCCGCAUCCGUGAGGAGGAGGCCGCGGGGCUGCUCCGGUCCGUGGCCGACUCCUGCGCCGGCGGCAGCGCGGUGGUGGACAUCGGCGAGCGGGCCUGCCGCGCCAUGAACGACACCGUGGUGCGGUCGGCCGUCGGCGGGCGGUGCGCGCGGCGGGACGAGUUCCUGCGCGAGCUCCACAGGGCCGUGGUGCUCACCUCCGGCUUCAACCUGGCCGACCUGUACCCGUCGUCGCGGCUGGUGCGCCGCCUCAGCCGCGCGCUGCGGGAGACCGAGCGGUGCAACCGGAACGUCCGCGACAUUAUGGGCGACAUCAUCCGCGAGCAGCUGCAGACCGCCGCCGGCGACGGCGGGCGGGGAGAACGGGAGGAGGAGGAGAAGGACAACAACCUACUGGCCGUGCUGCUGAGGCUGCAGAGGGACGGCGGCGACGACGCGCAGUGCCCGCUCACCACCGACGUCAUCUCCACCGUCGUCCUGGAGAUCUUCUCGGCGGGGAGCGAGACCUCGGCGACGACCCUGGAGUGGGCGCUGUCGGAGCUGACGAGGAACCCGCGGGUGAUGCGCAGGGCCCAGGCCGAAAUGCGGGAGGCCUUCAGGGGGCAGCGGAGGCUCGGCGAGGCCGACACGGCGAGGCUGAGGUACCUGCCGCUGGUGGUGAAGGAGACGCUGCGGCUGCACGUGCCCGUGCCGUUCCUGCUGCCGCGGGAGUGCCGCGAGGCGUGCCGGGUGAUGGGCUACGACGUGGCCCGGGGCACCAAGGUGCUGGUGAACGCGUGGGCGAUCGCGAGGGACGCCGCGUACUGGGGCGACCCCGAGGCGUUCCGGCCGGAGCGGUUCGAGGGUGGCGGCGGCGCCGUCGACUUCAGAGGCGCCGACAUGGAGUUCAUCCCGUUCGGCGCCGGCAGGCGGAUGUGCCCCGGCAUGUCGCUGGGGCUCGUCAACAUGGAGCUGGCGCUCGCGGGCCUCCUCUACCACUUCGACUGGACGCUCCCGGACGGCGACGGGAAGGUGCUCGACAUGAGCGAGGCGUUCGGGAUCACCGUGAAGAGGAAGUCCAAGCUCGUGCUGCGCGCCACGCCGCGUGUUCCAUUCUCGUAUUGAUGUUGACCCAUCCAUUUGCUUUUCUGUAUUACUAUUAUUAUAUUUUAUGGAUUCGCCACAGCAACAAUGGAGAUGAGAUGAGAUGGAGUAGAGUACGGACAGGGAUAGCGACGUUGCUCACACGACACGACGCGGUAGUCGCAGAGCGGUCAGCUGCCAACCCAAUCUCAAUCCACCUUUUCGGCAGGAUCAGGACUGCGGCAGCACCAGGCAGGCACGUGUGGCGGUCGCCGGCGGAUCAGGACAGCGGCAGCACGCCAGCACCAGACACCAGUGCGCGCUCGUGUCCUGAGUCUUGAGUCCUGACUGGCAACGACGAUAUUGUUGUGAAAAUACACGUUUGAUCAUGGAUAAUAUUGUUAGAGAAUGCUAGUGGGCUUGGCCUAUAUUGUUAGCGAAGCCGCGAUAAUCUUGUAGAGGCUAGCGGUUUAGCAUGUACUCCAUCUUUUUUUUAUUUAUCAUAUUUUAGUAAAAAAUGAAACUAGCGGAGAACAAAUGUUUGAGGCAGUA